Messenger RNA from Glycine soja, 4147 nucleotides. RefSeq names its product LRR receptor-like serine/threonine-protein kinase RPK2. The record is from RefSeq and is a predicted model, not a curated record. Gene Ontology annotation, molecular function: ATP binding; protein binding; protein kinase activity. The transcript has a single exon. Gene Ontology annotation, biological process: protein phosphorylation. Lineage: Eukaryota; Viridiplantae; Streptophyta; Magnoliopsida; Fabales; Fabaceae. The coding region runs from base 243 to 3653 and encodes 1136 amino acids.
CUUCCUUUCCCCACCAAAAUAAAAAAAAAAAAUGAAAAAGAGAAAGACAGAAAGAGAAUGGAAGAAGAAAAACGCGUAUUCUGAAAAAGAAGCCACCCCUCUCUCUUCGCCGCUGUUUUCUCUCUUCUGAUAAUUUCCCAAUCUCAACCACCGAACAAAAAAAAAGUAGGGUUAGGGUUUUCCGAAAACCCUUUCGUUUCGCCCACUGCAACUGAAAGGGGUUUUCGAAGAAGCUCUCUGCGAUGUUUUCUUCUUCUUCAGUGAUCAAAUGGAGGUUCCGUCACAAGUCCAUGACGCUCGUGCGACUCUUCCCACUCGUGUGCCUCCUUUUGUUCUCGCUAAACGACGUCGUUUCAUCCGAUUCCGACAAAUCAGUGCUCCUCGAGCUAAAACACUCGCUCUCCGACCCCUCCGGCCUGCUCACCACGUGGCAGGGCUCCGACCACUGCGCGUGGUCCGGCGUGCUCUGCGGCUCCGCCACGCGCCGCCGCGUCGUCGCGAUCAACGUCACCGGCAACGGAGGUAACCGAAAAACCCUUUCUCCUUGCUCCGAUUUUGCUCAAUUUCCCCUCUACGGGUUCGGAAUUAGGAGGAGCUGCGAGGGUUUUCGUGGAGCAUUGUUCGGUAAGCUUUCUCCGAAGCUCAGUGAACUCACAGAACUUAGGGUUUUGUCCCUUCCCUUCAAUGACCUCGAGGGAGAAAUUCCCGAGGAAAUUUGGGGCAUGGAGAAGUUGGAGGUGCUUGAUCUUGAAGGAAACUUGAUAAGUGGGGUUCUCCCUCUUAGGUUUAAUGGCUUGAAAAACUUGAAGGUUCUUAAUCUAGGGUUUAAUAGGAUUGUUGGGGAGAUUCCGAGUUCGCUGUCUAGUUUUAAGAGUUUGGAGGUUUUGAACUUGGCUGGGAAUGGGAUUAACGGUUCUGUUCCUAGCUUUGUUGGGAGGUUGAGAGGGGUGUAUUUGUCUUAUAACUUGCUUGGUGGGGCAAUUCCGCAGGAGAUUGGGGAACAUUGUGGGCAACUGGAUCAUCUUGAUUUGUCUGGUAAUCUUUUGAUGCAGGCAAUUCCGGGGAGUUUGGGCAAUUGUAGUGAGUUGAGGAUGAUUUUGUUGCAUUCGAAUUCAUUGGAGGAUGUUAUUCCUGCUGAGCUUGGGAGGCUUAGGAAGCUUGAGGUGUUGGAUGUGUCAAGGAAUACGCUCGGUGGGCAGGUGCCGAUGGAGCUUGGGAAUUGUACUGAGUUGUCUGUGCUGGUUUUGUCUAAUCUUUUUAGUUCGGUUCCAGAUGUUAAUGGUACCGUGAGGGACUUGGGGGUGGAGCAGAUGGUUUCUAUGAAUAUUGAUGAGUUUAAUUACUUUGAAGGUCCGGUUCCUGUUGAGAUUAUGAACCUUCCUAAGCUGAGAGUGCUGUGGGCGCCUAGGGCGAAUCUGGCAGGCAGUUUUCCGAGCAGUUGGGGCAAGUGUGAUAGCUUGGAGAUGCUUAAUUUGGCUCAAAAUGAUCUCACUGGGGAUUUUCCUAAUCAGCUUGGUGGCUGCAAGAAUCUCCAUUUUCUUGAUUUGAGCGCAAACAACUUUACUGGUGUGCUUGCAGAAGAACUUCCUGUGCCUUGUAUGACUGUAUUUGAUGUUAGUGGAAAUGUCUUAUCUGGCCCAAUUCCUCAAUUCUCUGUUGGCUUGUGUGCUUUGGUUCCUUCCUGGAGUGGAAAUCUGUUUGAAACAGACGACAGAGCACUUCCAUACAAAUCCUUUUUUGUGUCUAAGAUUCUUGGAGGAACCAUUUUGUCCUCACUAGGAGAAGUUGGCCGUUCUGUUUUUCACAACUUUGGUCAAAACAACUUUGUUAGCAUGGAGUCAUUGCCAAUAGCACGUGACAGGCUGGGGAAGGGGUUGGCUUAUGCAAUUCUUGUUGGAGAAAACAAGUUGGCGGGACCUUUUCCUACUAAUUUAUUCGAGAAAUGUGACGGACUAAAUGCAUUGCUUUUAAAUGUGAGUUAUACUAUGAUAUCCGGUCAGAUUCCUUCUAAGUUUGGUGGAAUGUGCAGAUCAUUGAAAUUCUUGGAUGCAUCUGGUAAUCAGAUUACUGGGCCAAUCCCUGUAGGUUUGGGGGAUAUGGUUUCUCUUGUUUCUCUGAACCUAAGUCAGAAUCGUUUACAAGAUCAGAUUCCCGGUAACCUUGGCCAGUUGAAAGAUCUGAAGUUUCUCUCUUUGGCUGAGAAUAACUUAAGUGGUUCCAUCCCUACCAGCCUGGGGCAGUUGUACUCUUUAGAAGUCCUGGACCUUUCUUCAAAUUCUCUUACAGGUGAAAUUCCAAAAGGUAUUGAGAACUUGAGAAACCUAACUGAUGUAUUGCUUAACAACAACAAACUUUCUGGACAGAUUCCUGCUGGUUUGGCAAAUGUCAGUACACUGUCAGCAUUUAAUGUGUCAUUCAAUAACUUAUCUGGAUCCUUGCCUUCAAAUGGUAACUCAAUAAAAUGCAGCAAUGCUGUUGGGAAUCCGUUUUUACAUUCUUGCAAUGAAGUUUCUCUUGCUGUGCCAUCAGCUGACCAAGGGCAGGUUGAUAAUUCCAGUUCUUAUACUGCUGCACCACCAGAAGUUACAGGCAAAAAGGGUGGGAAUGGUUUCAAUUCUAUUGAAAUAGCAUCUAUAACAUCUGCAUCGGCCAUUGUUUCUGUUCUUCUAGCCCUAAUUGUCCUUUUUAUUUAUACACGGAAGUGGAACCCUAGGUCCAGGGUUGUUGGGUCUACAAGAAAAGAAGUUACAGUGUUCACUGAUAUUGGUGUUCCAUUGACAUUUGAAAAUGUUGUUCGGGCCACAGGAAAUUUCAAUGCUAGCAACUGCAUUGGGAAUGGAGGAUUUGGGGCAACCUACAAGGCAGAGAUAGUACCAGGAAACUUGGUGGCUAUAAAACGUCUGGCAGUUGGACGAUUCCAAGGUGCUCAACAAUUCCAUGCAGAGAUUAAGACCCUUGGAAGGCUUCGUCAUCCAAAUCUUGUCACUCUGAUUGGUUAUCAUGCCAGUGAGACUGAGAUGUUUCUCAUAUACAACUAUUUGCCAGGUGGCAAUCUGGAAAAGUUUAUCCAAGAGAGAUCCACAAGGGUAGCGGAUUGGAGGAUUCUUCACAAGAUUGCAUUGGAUAUAGCCCGUGCACUUGCAUACCUGCAUGAUCAGUGUGUACCCCGAGUUCUUCAUCGAGAUGUCAAGCCCAGUAAUAUCUUGCUGGAUGAUGAUUACAAUGCUUAUCUAUCUGACUUUGGAUUGGCUAGACUUCUGGGAACCUCAGAAACCCAUGCUACCACUGGUGUAGCAGGAACGUUUGGCUAUGUUGCUCCUGAAUAUGCCAUGACUUGUCGUGUUUCUGACAAGGCUGAUGUGUAUAGCUAUGGUGUGGUGCUUCUGGAGUUACUCUCUGACAAGAAGGCAUUGGAUCCUUCAUUUUCUUCAUAUGGGAAUGGUUUCAACAUAGUAGCAUGGGCAUGCAUGCUGCUGCGACAAGGCCAGGCAAAAGAGUUCUUCGCCACCGGCUUAUGGGAUACAGGUCCCGAAGAUGAUUUGGUAGAGGUCCUACACUUGGCUGUUGUGUGUACGGUUGACUCUCUCUCGACCAGACCUUCAAUGAAACAUGUUGUACGGCGGCUUAAGCAACUUCAACCGCCAUCAUGCUAGUCAUUCAUCCUGGUGAGACUGUGCUAGUUUGACAUAGCAGUAAUCUUAGAAAAUAUUGUAAUUUGUGAUUUAGCAUGGAGUCCUUUUUUGUGGACUGCUCUUAGGUUGAGUUGGAAAUUGUACUUAAUCCCCUCUCCCUUCCUUCCCUGUACAUUGUAAUAUAGCAGUGCCCCCAAUUUUCGAUGCUCCUUUCCUGAUUAGGUUAGGGGGCUUGGUGAUGACUCUGCAGAAGAAUGCAGAUAUUUGAUGUCCAGCGCCAUACCUCUCUAUUCUAGUUUGAUUUGUUCAAUAAAAUCAUAGAAUAGAAUCAGUUUCCUGAAAGAAGUUUUUGCUGGGUUCUCCUGCGCAAUGUCUUGUUUUAUUUGGUUGACAAGGUUGUUUUUGGGGGGGAAACCCAUGCCUGUCUAGUCCCGGCAGACAAUGUGCUUUUAGGGUACAAUGUUGUAACGAGGUUGAGUUUGUUAUUAUAUCUUAUAAACCAUUUAAAUCCCUCA